Tachysurus vachellii is the source of this 7109-nucleotide messenger RNA. RefSeq names its product FH2 domain containing 1 (gene fhdc1). The record is from RefSeq and is a predicted model, not a curated record. The transcript has 13 exons. NCBI's taxonomy places the organism in Eukaryota, Metazoa, Chordata, Actinopteri, Siluriformes, Bagridae. The coding region runs from base 719 to 4222 and encodes 1167 amino acids.
GAGAGGAAAGUAGCGCGUGACCGUUAGGCGGGGCCUGAAUGACGCUCACACCUGCGCGCUGUGAGAGAGCUGCGCAUGCGCAGGAUCUAGUUUGCGGCGUCUCGCGCUGUCCGCAGUGCGAUGAUGAUGAUGAUGAUGAUGGUCAGCACCGGUACUGAUUCCUCACCUGUCGGCGUGGAAUAAAGGAUAAUAACGCAGGUCACGUCAUCAAUCGAGAUGAGCAGGAAGGAAACUUGUUCAUUCACCUGCAGGAUGCUGGAGGUUACCAUACAUUGUAAUAAUUAUUUUUUCUGGAUCCACACGCAGCACUACAAUGCUGACCUUUGACAUCUUCAGUGCCAAAUCUGAAGCCCUGAAGCAGCAGCAGCAGCACAUUAUGGAUCGCAACCACAGUGAGGACAGAUGGACACGUGGAAGAACUGAUUGUUGAGGAGAUGAGGAGGACCGUAAAUCUCGCAUGAAUCGUUUUAGAUCAGACAUAUCAGACAUAAUAUUUAUAUUUUGCUUAAAAACUUCUUACUGUGAACAGAAGUAUAAUUCUAAUUUUUAGAUUUACUCUUGUUAAUGGAAGAUAAUGUUGCAUUUAAUCAGUUAGCUCACAAAACCCAAUCACCCAGGCUUUAUUAAACCCCUUACACGCUUUAUUAAAACACUUACACGCUGGCCAGUCAGGACUGGCUUGGGCUCUGGCAGCUUCUGUGACCCUGUGACCGCCACCAUGGCCAGUGGGAAAGCAACGCUUGGCCCCACAAAUGAGAGCCUCAUACCAGAUCAUCCUUCUUCUCCAGAACCUUCUGCAUCGUGUAAACCAGACCCAACACAUGAACAAAGAUGUCACUUUUUGAUUAAAGCUCCAGCUGUUCCUCCACCUCCACCCCUACCUCCUCCACCUCCACCCCAGUCCCUGACCACACUCGGCCCUCCAAAUGGCUCACGCAGGAAACGUAGAGUCCGCAGCUUUUACUGGAAACCCAUACCAGAGGAGAAGGUCCGCGGUAAACCCAACAUAUGGACGCUGGCUGUAAGACAGCAGCACUACCAGAUUGAUGUGAGGAGCGUGGAAGAGUUGUUUGGCCAGCAGGAGGAGAUGCGUUCGCAGAGCUCCAGCCAUAAUCCUCGACUAGGAACAUGCAGAGGAUCUUUCAAAGAUAGUAAAGAUGAGAUCAGCAUUUUAGAUUCAAAGAGAGGGAUGAAUAUGGGUAUUUUCCUCAAACAGUUCAAGAAGUCUAAUCACGCUCUAGUGGAAGACAUCCGUCUGGGGAACAGUAAGCAGUUCGGUCUGGAGCCUCUGAAAGAGCUGCUCAAACUGUUGCCUGAAGAGGAAGAGAUCAAAAAGCUGAGGGAAUUUAAAGGAGAUUCUACAAAGCUCACCAUGGUCGAUUCUUUUAUGUUUUUGCUGAUCCAGGUACCAUGUUUUGAUGUGAGAAUCGAGGCCAUGGUCCUGCAGGAGGAGUUUUCUCCAUCUUGUUCAGCAAUGAGUCGAGAGCUUAAUGUUGUACGCUUAGCCACAGAAGAGCUAAUGACAUGUGAAGAACUUCACGCCAUCCUGCACCUAGUCCUCCAAGCUGGAAACAUCAUGAACCAGGGAGGUUAUGCAGGAAAUGCUGUGGGCUUCAAACUCUCUUCACUCCUGUCACUAGCAGAUACCAAAGCCAACAAACCGGGCAUGAAUCUGCUCCAUUUCGUGGCCUUGGAAGCAAAGAAAAAAGAUGAAAAUCUUCUGAAGUUCCCAGAGAAGCUUAUGCAUGUACAAAGUGCUGCAAGGAUCUCAGUGGAGAACAUUGAUGCAGAAUUCUCCUCACUCAGUGUCAGGAUGCAGGCUCUUGAAGAGAAGAUUAAGGAUGAUGCUGAGCUGCUUUUGCAGUUAAAUCCAUUUGUGCAGAGUUCAAUUCAAACCCUUCAUGACCUGAAACAAUGCAGGCUGGACCUGCGCAAGGAGGGCAAUGCCCUUAUUGAUUUCUUCUGUGAAGACAAAGACACGUUCAAACUCGACGAGUGCUUCAGGAUCUUUCAAGACUUUUGUCUCAAGUUGGAGAAAGCUGUGAAGGAUAAUCUAGAUAGGGAGCUGAAGGAAGCUGCUAGACAGCAGCGCCUCCGUGAGCUGGAAGAAAGGCGCAUUGCCUGGGCUUCUACCAGUGGGGAUCAGAGCGGCGGUGGUAAUUUUGGCCGCAGCAGCAGUGAAAAUGAUGUGGAUGUUCUCACUAAAGAGGGCCUUUUAGACUUCUUACUGCACCCACGGCCACACAGCCCGCACAGCCCACUCGGACGCUCUGCAAGUGCCCGUCGUUACCACCACACAACAACUGAGCGCAACUUCUGUGGCUACCUGGAGCUAUUUUCUGGGUCUCCUACAAUUGACAUUACUAAAUUUAGCAGCCUUCCCCGUUCAGGACGUCCUCACCAAAGGAGGACCAUAGCCUGGCUGACAGAGGACAGAGAGCUGGGGCCUCAAAACAAACUUCAGUAUGAGAAGCUGGCAACUUCCCCAAAGGCAGAGACUGAACCAAUCAGCCCCCUGGUUAGAUACUCAAUGUCAGGCUACAAUAGGGAGAUUGACAUUUACAGUAAUAAUAAUUAUGCAGCUGUUUCUGAAGGUAUAAAUUCUUCUCAGCUAGGUCACAACAGGAACUUGGUGGAGAAAUCUCACAAUGAUGGAGAUAUGAACAAUUGUGUUCAAAAACAUACACUGGUGUCUGAGCCUCGGCCAUUAGAAUUGUCAAAUUCUAAAAAUAAUAAUAAUAGCAGUUACAAACCACUAAAUAACCAAGGAGAUAUUGCUGUGACAGAUCUAGAGAAGGAACGAGACAUCCCAGAAACAACUUUUCUAGACAUUUUUCCAUCCAUGACGGGAUCUGAGGAAGCACCACAAUCAGGGGCAGUGUAUGACACCAAAAUAACUUCUCCCCAGAGGGAGGAGGAAGAAGAACAAAGCACUGUCUCCUCAACAACAUGUGACACACCUUUGCCACUUGACCCAUCAUUGUCCAAUAAGAAAGCUAUUACUUACAUUUUGGACUGCACUGAAACUGAUUGUUCUGUCAUGUUAGACUUUUCAGAACUGGAGAGCACAUCUAUCCUAAAAGAAGGACCUCAACUUGACAUAAAACCACAGGAUAGCAACUUUCAGAGUUUGCUUCAAGACCCUAGUUCACUUUCUUCUAACUUUGAGUCUUUGUCAACAAAUGAUCCAUCUAUCUCAGUAUCUGGUGAUGAACCACAUGAAGGAAAGCCAGCAGAAGAGCACCCAGUUACUCCAUCUGUUCCAACAGAUGAGGCAGACAAUGACAGCACUGACAUGGCAGAAGGUAGAAAGGUACGGGAGAAAGCAGUACAGAUAUGUAGUCCAAAACCAGCCAACCUGAAAACUAAGACACCAUCUAAACCUACUGCCACACAAACAGGGCGUCCUGCAAGAACCCUUACACCAACUGAGACCAGACAUUUGCGCAAGGUACUACCAAUCACCAAGGCAAGUCGUUCUGGGAGCAAUCCUAAGAGAGCAGAGAAAUCACUUGGGCAUGAGAACACAGAACCAAGACGUCCAAUACGUGACCAGAGCAUACCUGCAAGAAAGGGUGAAAGGAAGAGUAGACCAACUCGCCAAUCUAGCCUUCCGCCAACAUGCAAGACAGAAAGUGGAGGAACAUCAAGUGUUGCAGGACCUCAGUGGGCACCAACUACACACAGGCCUUCCAUAAAGAAACCAACUGCCAAACCUGUCCGCAAUAUCCCCAAACCUCCAGUAGAAGAGAAGAUGUGUCGCUCUACCAUGAGAGCCUUGGCACAGGCUCAAGCUGCAUCUGAUGCCAGUGCUCCUCAAACACCAAGUCAGUCUCGGAGGUCUGGUGCACAUCUACCAAGCUUUGCUCGCAACACUAUUGCUUUCUCUUCUAGAACCAAAAAUGACUUGGCUACACAAACUGCACCAGGGACUCCAUCAAAGAGUUCAAGCUUAUCAAGAACUUCCUCACUGAAGGUACGUUCUGGAAGUAAGUCAAACUCUGUAUCUAGCGGACACUCAGUCCAGGGCGAGGAUAAACCAGCUGGAUCUUUAAGGAGGGUUGAGAAUGUCCGGGCCUCUGGUCAAAACACUUUACAGAGUGACACAACCCUGGCACAGACCGGGCAGGAGCAGUCUCGAAAGGGUAGCAGUUUCUCAGAGAAAUCCUUCUUGUUAAAAGACUCCACCACUGGCAGGACUCUCAAGCCCAUUUGGAAGUAGAAUUCAUGAAGAAAAAGAUAUUUUCACAUGCCUACAUUUUCUUGUUUAUCAUCUAAGACCUAUCUGAAUGUAUCUAAAGCCUUUUACAUGUAGCUGAAGUACUACGUAUUUAGCUAGUUUCCCAAAAGUGACUAGCUGCUGUCAAUAUUUGACAACCCAUUUUAGUGGUAGCACUUCAUCCAUAUAAGGAUGUUAUCUUUGGCCUUUUUAACAGCAGACAUGUUGUAUCAUCUUCACACACUUCUAUCUCGCCCACUUUCUAACAUAGAUCCAUGGUUGUCCCUUUUAUUGGUAUAUAAUAUUAUGCUUUCUGGUAUGUUGAACUACUUGCUAGUUUUUAAAUAUAAAUAUAUAUGAGCCCUCUAUAUCAGGGCAAAGCACUCUGUUCAAGAGAGUUUAAUAAAUUUCCUGAGCUAACGCACUUGUUAAACCUGGAUCAGUAUUUGUAAUUCAGGUUCAGAAAUAAAGCUUUUCCACUGAACAGUGUGAUCUAAGUACAAGUACUGAAUUUGAUGACCUUUUCUUGCAUAAGUGGCACCCAAGCUGAGGUGGGACAUGCGGGUGAAGCUAAAAAUAUCACAUUCCAUCGACUAGUCACAGAAUUAUCCUUGUUAAUGUCAUACAAAAAUCUUUUUUCGUACGUAAACUAAAAAAAAAGUAAAGAGAUUUUUCAUUUUGUCUUUCACAGGGCUUCCCCAAAGUGUUCUUACUCAUUAUCUAAUUACAAAAACCUGGCUAAUUUCCUUCCAUUUCCAAAAAAUAAAGCUAAUCAUAAGCCUUGCUAAGUUACUAUGGCAACAUCAUUUUCAGACAAGCCUUCUUUGUGACGAUGUCCACCAGUAAAAGUUCUAAAUAAAUACAAAUGGAAUUGUUCCAUGUCAGGUUAGUUUUAAAUCUUGAUGAAGUGUAUCGACUAAAUUUCAGUGUUCCAUCUUAGUACAGUUAAAGGUAGUAUAAAAUAUUUAUAUUCUCUCUCUCUCUCUCUCUCUCUCUCUCUCUCACUGAGGUUUGGUAUUCUGUGAUGCAUAUUUUAUCUUUAUCCUUAUUAUUUUUUAUUUAAUCAGUUUUUGUCAAUCACAGGUUUAAAACCUUAUUUUAUUUCUAGCAUACUCAUUCAUGGCAUUUAUAUCUCACAUUGAAAUGAGUGGAUUGUUUUUUUAAAUUAACUCAUUUAUAAUAACUAAAUUGCAUUGUGAUAUUGUGUGAAAAUUAAACUGUUGGUCUGAUUAACAUUCUGUAAUUAAUUUCUUAGCAAGCAAAACAACAAUAACAAGGUUUAGGAAAAUCUUCAAUAUUUUUCAAAUUCUAAACUAAAUUCUAAAUUAUUUUAUAAAGGUAUUGAUGAAAAGAUUAAGUAAAGUUCAGAAAUUAAAAAACACUAUAAAUACAUUUCUAGCCUUAAAUUACAAUUACAGAUUAAAAAUCCUGUUGCUUGACGUUGACCUCAACUAUUUGUAUGUUUAAUUGAGAUCAAGUUUGUAUUAAACACAUUCAUUUUGACAAUAGAACCAAUUGAAAUAGUCUUAUAUUAUUUAUGUAAUUAUAUGUUCUUACAUUUAUUCUGUUGUAUAUUUCUGAUAUGCUGCUCCUCAAGCUUUGUUAAUUGCUGAGGUGUUGGUUUUAUUUGCUAAAAUGUUUUAGUACACAUAAUUUAUUUUUAAAUGGUUGUUCAGAUGAAGUAAAAUAACCAAAUUGAACUUCAGUUAGUGUAAAUAGGUUGCACCUGAAUUUUGUUGACAGUGGACAGUCCUGUUACAAUACUGUAAAUCAUGCAAGGCCAUUUGUAAUGAUCCUCCACAUCGAUUAACUAGCUUCAUGAAACUCCUCCUUGAUCCGUAGUUUGUUUUUGAUCUUUCUGUUCAGUGGAAAUGCUGUAUAAGUGUGUUAGAGCAGGUGAGUGUGUUCCCUGCUGUGACGAGUCUCUGUGAAGUAUGAUGAAGUGUGUUCUGUGCAUGACAAAUAAUAUUUUAGUUAGAAGAUGACAAUGCAUAGGACUGUUCAAAUACACAGGAGUGUUUCAAUCAGAUCUGAACAUGUUUAAUAACCGCUGUAUUGUUCUGAAUUCUGGAGGUGAGCUGCUAUACAAGGCUGUUUUGCUGCUAUAAAUACUCUAUUUGUGUCUUUGUGGAAUUAUAUUGCUAGUAUGUUCUACUUGCUAAGCCACAUUUUCAAUCAGAAGUUGCAAAACCUGGUGCUUGAGGGUCACCGUGAAGAAAUUCAUCUUACUCUAAAUAAUUCACAAUACUUAUUUUGACUAAUCGAUCAACUUUUGUUGUUUUUAUUAUUAUUAUUAUUAUUAUAAUUAUUAUUAUUAUUAUUAUUAUUAUUAUUAUUAUUAUUAUUAUUAUUAUUAUUAACAGAAAAGCAGGAUAUAAUUUCUACCUCUAAAAUCAUGUUUUGCCACCUCUGAUUUGUUGAAGUCUUUAUUAUGCUUUUAGUGUCGUGUGUGUGUGUGUGUGUGUGUGUGUGUAUGUAUGUAUGUAUACGUGUGUGUGUGUGUGUUUAUUUAUACAUGUGUGUGUGUAUACUUGUGUGUGUGUGUGUAUACUUGUGUGUGUGUGUGUAGACUUGUGUGAGUGUGUGUAUACGUGUGUGUGUAUACGUGUGUGUGUGUGUGUAUACGUGUGUGUGUUCAGGAGCUUGUGUAGUUGGUCGACAUGCUUUUUAACAUCCAUGCGAUUAUGGAGAAGACCCGGUACAAUGGAAUGAUUUUCCAGCUUGAAUGAACUGUCUGUCACUAACCCAGCCUCUUGUUAUGAGUUGUUUUUUGGUCCUUUAACAUGAUACUCCACCAGUGUGUGCUUUCUUUUUUAAAUGUUGUGCCUGAUUUUUUUCCCUAACUGUGGAAUUACAAUCAAUAUAAGAUCAAUUAAAAAGAUCAAAUCCA